CCCGCCAUGGCCGACUCUGCCGCUCAAUCCGCCGCCGACCCCGCCACCGCACCCUCGACCACCGCCUCGGGCGAGUCGACCCCGGCCGUUUCGUCGUCGUCGGCCGUCGCGACCCCGGCCGCCGUGGGCGAGAGCAAGCCCGCCUCGCCUGCGCCCGCGCCUGCGCCUGUGCCCACCUCCAAGCCUACGAGCGUGCAGCAGCCGGACGAGUCGGACGACGAUGACGAUGACGACGACGACGAUGACGACGAGGACGAUGGCCCUGGGCUCAGCUUCCUCAUCGCCGACGGCGACGCCGACUCGGACGACGAAGACGACGAGGACGACGGCGACUUUGACGCGGCCGCCGCCGCGACGGUCGAGGAGCCCGACGAGGAACUCGACGCCGACGCGCUCGACGCCGACGAGAGCUUUGUCGCGCCCGCCGCUGUGGCCGACGACGCCGAUGCCGACGCGAGCGAGCAGCCGAGGAAGAGGAGACGCGUUGCGGCGGCCGGUACGGGUGCGGCCAAGAAGGACUGAGCCGGGGCGGGCGAGCGCGCUUUCGGGUCGAGCAAGGACGAGGAUCGCGAGACGGACGAAGUAUCUUUGCGCGAGGACGCUGUACAACACAUGUCAAAACACACACACACGGGUUCCCUCCC
Rhodotorula graminis WP1 is the source of this 644-nucleotide messenger RNA. RefSeq lists its product as uncharacterized. The transcript has 3 exons. Bases 7 to 522 code for a protein of 171 amino acids. NCBI's taxonomy places the organism in Eukaryota, Fungi, Basidiomycota, Microbotryomycetes, Sporidiobolales, Sporidiobolaceae. The record is from RefSeq and is a predicted model, not a curated record.